GCAUCGCCGUAUCGUGUAAAUUAAUUUAUCAGUCAACCAUCGAAAUUAAGUGCAUGUCUGUUUCGGAAAACGCGAUGGCCGACACUUCCAGUGAUUUGGACGAGACGCCCAGCAUCGAGUGUUUUCAAAACUACACCGCGCCUGAGGUAUUCAUACAGGGCAUCGCAGGCAUUGUCAACCAAGAAGACGUUGAGUCCAUGAUCAUCGCACAAAAAGAAAUGUUACAGCGUUUUGAGAAGACCAAUGAAAUGUUGACCAAUUGUAAUUCUCUGUCCAUGAGCCAUCUGAAGACGACCAGCCAAGAGAUAAAGAAGCACACUCAAAUACUCACUGAACUACGGAAAGACUUGGACAGUACUUUUAAAAGAAUAUCUACGAUGAAAACAAAGAUUAUGUCGCAGUAUCCAGAUUUACAAAAAAGCAUUUCAGAAGCAAAGAAAAAAGAGUUGGAACAAAAGCCUGUUGAAAGUUCGUCAAGUGGUAGUGCUAGUACAGCUUCUCCGUAUAAUUCUGAUACUAAUUGA
This is a messenger RNA of Sipha flava (yellow sugarcane aphid), 524 nucleotides long. RefSeq names its product kxDL motif-containing protein CG10681. Gene Ontology annotation, cellular component: BORC complex. Gene Ontology annotation, biological process: lysosome localization. The record is from RefSeq and is a predicted model, not a curated record. NCBI's taxonomy places the organism in Eukaryota, Metazoa, Arthropoda, Insecta, Hemiptera, Aphididae. The coding region runs from base 54 to 524 and encodes 156 amino acids. The transcript is spliced from 4 exons.